GGGUUAUCAUCUAGGUCUAAGCGUUCAGGAAACUCCAGUAAACUUUCAAGUAAGUGUACACAAAUAACAAUGACAUAACAUGUGCAUAUACAGUCAUCCCUCACCAUGUCAAUGUAUCGUGGAUUUCUUACUUGUUUAUAUUCUAAUUUAGAUACCCAUAUAGAAUUUUAUAUGUGGUAAAAUUAUAAGGUUUACAAAGAGUGGAGAAUGUGUUAGAGCUCAGGAAGCUUUAUAAGAGUUUAGGAGGGUUAACUGAUGGCAUCCGUCCGUCACAAUGUGAUGUUAGAGUGUAUGAGGGUUAAUUGAUGGCAUCCGUCCGUCACAAUGUGAUGUUAGAGUAUAUGAGGGUUAAUUGAUGGCAUCCGUCCGUCACAAUGUGAUGUUAGUGUAGAUUUCACAAGACGAAAUCCACAAGGCCUAGGAUUAUUCUUUUUAGGAUUGUAACUGGUUCCCUGCACAGCAAAUCGCAUCUCUCCACGCCCAUCAUAUGUGGAUGAUACAGCUUGGCACCAGUGGCGUCGCCGGAGUUGUCCGAAUGUUUCAUUAUACCAAUGCUAUCCGCCUACGGGACUCCAUCUCCGGAUUUGAAUUCAGAGUUUCCUUCUCUUAGAGGAGUUGCCAUCCAAGGUUAACGGGUUCCGUCCACCCAGGGUGCUCAUGAUGUUUUUUGCUUGACUUAAGAUUAAUCAAAAACUAUCCUACUAAUAUUUCUCUUUUUCCCUGUAUAUCUACUAUUUUCUUAUUGCCUUGUAUUUAUCCCUGGAUAUUCUGGUCCAUUAUUAUUGUGGACCUUAUUUUUCACAGUGUCAAUAUUUAUAUUCUCUCGCUUCCUGUGUUCCCACUUCCGGCGACAACAAUGGAUAUUUCUUGAGUUGUUUACUGUGCUCUGUUCUUUGGGAUUUUUUUCAUUUGUCCUGUGCGCCAAAGAAGGCUCUAUGCCAAAAUGUCCUAAUCUUUUUGUCCUGUUCUCUUAUUCAAGCUUCCACAUACCUCGUUUUGCUAUUUCAUUGAGAUUGAGACCACUCGGCCACCCAGCACCCUUGGGAGGGCUUAUAAAGACUUAAAAUGUGCAUAAGUAAUAAAUUAAAUAUAAGGUUGCCACUUCGAAGAUUUUCGCUCAUGGGGGUGGGAGAGGGGUGCCUGGAACCUAACACCAGUGAUAGACGAUGGACCACUGUAAUACAUAAUUUAUACUUGGCAUUAAUUUGAUGACUUAUGGUUUAAGUUCACUGCGUAAGUUCAACAUCCAUUACAAAUGUAAGCAAGGAGGAUGGGCGUCUUUUAAAGAGAUAAUCUGGUGUAACAUUUUAAAUAUGGAAUCCAUCUUCAUACCUUCUCUUUAUUGGUCAGAUAUAAAACUUUCUUCAUGUCGAGACUGUUGGUCUGAUAAGAUAGAAAAUUGUUAAUUUUAAACACAGGGGUUGAGGCGGAGGGGGGGAAAGAACAAUGAAAAAAGGGCAAAACAAAAACAAACAUGUCUGCUGAAUCCUUCUUCAACAAACAGAGCCGUGAGCAUUGACAAAUGAUUUAAAGAGCAGAUCUUAGGUAGCAUCCUAGAGCUAACGGUUAAAUGUAUUUUAUAUCAUUUCUUUUUUCAAGUACAGUGGAACCCCGCUAUAACGCGCCCCGCCAUAACGUGAAUUCGGAGAUAAUGCGGUCGUAGCAUGGCUCCCGAAAUUUGAAAUUCAUUUACUCCUUCAGGCCUAAGUUCUUUGAAAAUUUUAUCCAUUUGCUUGAAAAGCCAUUUUUUAAAGCGAAAAAAUCCACAACUUUUCAAAAUAUCGUAGAAAAUGAGCCCCUAAACGCACCACGUUCAAACUAGUAUAAAAAUUAAUGCCGAAAACGAGGCUUUCUUCCGGUAGAACUAUAAAUAGUAUACACGUAUAUGUUUUCAGAAAAAAGUUAAAUAUUAUAAAACCGCGCAUUUACGCGACCCCACUUUUAAAGCGAUCCGAUUUUAUGGACCCUGAUCAUCGCGUUUUAGCGGGGUCCACUGUAUUUUACUACUUCCUUAAGAUAAAGAAUUUUUGUCUUACCAAAUAAAAUAAGUUAUCAGUUUUUGCUAUGCUUGGUAAUGAAGAUCAUGUAAAGUAUUUUGGUAAUGAAGAUCAUGUUAAGUAUCUUGGUAAUGAAGAUAAUAUUAAGUAUCUUGAGAAUGAAGAUAAUAUUAAGUAUCUUGGUCAUGAAGAUCAUGUUAAGUACUGUGGUAAUGAAGAUCAUGUUAAGUAUUUUGGUAAUGAAGAUAAUGUAAAGUAUCUUGGUAAUGAAGAUCAUGUUAUGUAUCUUGGUAAUGCAGAUAAUGUUAAGUAUCUUUAUUGGAAGGAAAUGUUCAAAAGGAGAGAGAAAAAUUUAGCCAAAAGCAAAAGACAUUUGAUUUGGUUUUAUUUUUCUCCUCCUCAAUUCCAGGUUCCAGUAACAGGUCCAAGGACAUUUCUUGUAAGUCCUGGUUUGUGUGGACACACAUGUAUAUCAUCUGUUGUUUAGUAGACCAGGGGUGAGCAACCUAUGGCCGUCUGCCUUUGAAACAUUUAAUAUUGUCCACAAGACCCUCCAGGAACUGAAAUUAGUGUUUCCAUAAAAUGUGCACAUUUUAAAUAUUUCUCUGUGAAACCUUUUUUAAAUCAAUAGUGACAGUGUAAAAUAGUAAAACUGUAAUAAUAAUAAUAAUAAUCACAGAAAAUCAAACAAUUACUCCACUGCUUUUUUUCUUGAACAGGAGUCUUGGGGAAUUUCUGAAGUCUUUCUUCAAUGAAGUCUCUUACUCUUAGAACUUAAGACAAAAAUUAAUUAUACCCAUGAGGCUUUCUGCAGAAAAAGGUUGCCCACCCAUGGUGUAGACCCACAUGUGUAUUUGUCUGUUGUCUGCUUUGUGUGUCCUCUACAUGAGGAAUGUUUUUUUAAAAUAUCAAGCUUGGCAUACAGUAAAGUAAUAGUAAUAAGAAGAAAAAUAGUAAUCCUGUUAUUUUCCAAUGCACAAGCUCUUAUAAUAGCUCAGCCAUGUUAAGGUGACACAUGAAGUUGGUUUGGUUAAUAUUUUAUUGUAUUUCUCUAUAUUUCUCUAACAGGGUGCCAAGGCAACGCUAGCGAUGGCUACGGAUCAGAUGGAUCUUAUACAUCAAGAUUACUGUAAGUUUUUUUUUUUUCUUGAAGCCUCAAGUCUUGAAAUAUUUGGCAAUUUCAAUACAAAAUAAAAUAAAUAAUUGAAUGAUUGAUGAGAUUGGAAAUUGUAUCUCUGAAUAUUUUGCAACUGUGGCUGAACUUCAGCCCAUUAAUAACUCCAAGUGUGGCACACACAAAAAUCGUAAAACCAUUGUUAAAAUGUAUCAAAGGGUGUUUGUAACAAAACAAAAAUAUUUUUGACUAUUCAUUUCAGGCCAGGUAGUGGAAGUAAGGUUAGGAAAAUGGCAUUUACAGAAGCAGACAGUUCUGUUGAGGUAAGUACAACCUGUCCUCGGAUGUAUCGGGUAAUGGGCAGAUCACAUCUUUCUUAAGGUUUUAAAAAAUUGUAAUAUCGUUAAUCCACAGUUGACGUCAUAUUUAUAUUGACCUUAUCUUUCACUUUCAGAGUGCAAGAACAACAACACAUCGCCCACCAAGUGGAAGGACUGACAAACAAUAUCCUUGAGUCAUCUCAUUGCUGAGAAAUAUAUCUCUCUCUCUCUAUUUGUUGCUCAGUAUUGUCAGAUAUAAGAUAAAAGUCAAUAAGAGUUUUUUUUUAAAUAAGGAUUUAUGCAUAAGGCAUUAAGUAGGGACUUUUCUUAUACAGAUUAAAGGUUUGAGUGGCCUGUGUCUAUCAUGUGUUCACUUUGUGGCCUGUGUCUAUCAUGUGUUCACUUUGUGGCCUACAUCUGCCAUGUGUUCACUUUGUGGCCUACAUCUGCCAUGUGUUCAAUUUGUGGCCUACAUCUACCAUGUGUUCACUUUGUGGCCUACAUCUGCCAUGUGUUCACUUUGUGGCCUACAUCUGCCAUGUGUUCACUUUGUGGCCUACAUCUGCCAUGUGUUCAAUUGAAUGCUCAUGUAACCCUAAGGCUUGCAAACAAUAUUUUUAUAUGAGAAAAAUACGGAGAGGACAGCAUUCACAUAAUUCGCAUUUGAAUCAAUAAGAAAUAUACAAAGCUAAAGGCCUUUGACAGUAAAGAAACACAGAGACAAACACUCUUAGCCUGUUGUAAAGUUAUGUAGAUGCCAGCAAAUGGUAGACAUUUUCAAUUACGGAAAUGAACUGUGAAAUCAAAGAAUUUUGGUAUCAGAUUAAGAGGAAACAUAAAAGAUUAUAAAUAAAUAAACGUCAGUUUUUUUGUGUUGUCCUGUUUCAGGUUUUCCUCGACCCUUUGUACAUUUCUUAUUUUUUAAAUGCAAUGGAUUCAAUACACCGCACAAUGUUUGAAUGUAUUGUAAAGCUUUCUUUAACUCUUCUUAAACUGGCAAGUACACCAGAUGACAGUUACAAGACCAGGUCUCGGGUAAUCAAAUCAACUGCUCAAGGAGACAGCGGUAGGCUGGUUUAUCAAUUACUUAAUGCCUUGUAGUUAAAAGUCUAAAAUAUUAAAUUACAUUUCUGACAAAGUGUAAAAGAAGGAGACACUUAUUAAUGUUGCAAUUACCAGAAAACACAAGCUCUUGUUAUUUACUCUUAUCUCUAGUCUUCCUAAUAAAUUUGACCCAUUUUCAAGGUCAUUAGUGGAACGCAGUCUUUUGAAGUUAGGUAAAAAAAACAAUUGAGGACAACCUCAUGGAUUAAAAAAAUACUACAUUAAUAUUACCGGUCGUUAAUUUAAUAUUUAAAAGAAUAUUUAUUGUAUUAUAUAUUUUUAUUUUAUUUAAAAUAAAUCGGGCAUUAACGAAGUGCCAAUACAGCACAAUAAAAUAAUAGACGCAUAAUUAUUCUAAAAGCAUUAGCUAAAUAUGGAACUGUUUUCUUCUUAAAAGGAAAAGAAACUUUAAAAAAGCAAAUAUAUAUUAUUUAUAAAUAACUAUUUGUUCUCUGCUUGCCUUCAAAAUCAACUGGUCUGUAUAGAUUAAUGUUACCAGUUUAAUAAGUUUCAAAUUAAAAGAAUUAAUCCCAAGCAUCUAAACGAUGUAAUGUAUUUUAAUCAACGUCCAGGUGAUGACAGCGAGUAUUUUGAUCGCUCUGCGGAGAUUAGUGAAAUAGACGAGAGACUGGAUAGGCUACAACAGUUAAUGAAAGCAGCAAUGCCUUGAAACCGCUACAACUACAAUUUUAUUUAUGGUACCACUAAGUUUAUUUCUUGUCAUUCUUCUGGUUUACUGCUGAUUACUGCCUUGAAUUAUAGAAAGUUCAAAUAUGGUGUAGUUGAGACUACACUCUAGCCAGCCUACAAGAAUGUCACAUGGCAUAAUAUUUUAACUGACGACCUCACAUUCGUAUUCAUGUCAUGUAUUACUAUUAUUUAUUAUUAU
Molecule: messenger RNA, 5424 nt
Organism: Lymnaea stagnalis (great pond snail)
Lineage: Eukaryota; Metazoa; Mollusca; Gastropoda; Lymnaeidae
Source: the annotation of a GenBank genome assembly